AUGGCGCCUUCUCCGAAAACCUUCCAGAGUGACGAUCGCGUCCUGUCCGUGCCCAUCAAGUCUCUACUUGCUACUUUAUACAUGACAAUGGACGAAAAUAAGAUUGACGAGUGGGGUGCGCACUUCACCGAGGACGCGGUAUUCAAGAAGGAGGCUGCCGAGAUCAAGGGCCGGCAAGCCCUCAUCGACAGCGGUAAGGAGAGUUGGAAGCCGCUCAAGAGUCGAGAUCACACAGUGUACAAGGUUUUUCCCUUUGGACCCGAUUGCGAUGAAAUUAUGCUGCAUGGUCGCAGCCAUAACGUCGAUCUCGAAGGCAACGAGAGAACUUUCACAUGGGCCGCCCGCAUGCACUUUAGAACUGUCGAGGGCAAACUGCUGAUUGACGAGUAUACUAUCAUUCCAGACUAUCAUCGAUAG
Clonostachys rhizophaga is the source of this 417-nucleotide messenger RNA. Lineage: Eukaryota; Fungi; Ascomycota; Sordariomycetes; Hypocreales; Bionectriaceae. The record is from the annotation of a GenBank genome assembly.